Ahaetulla prasina is the source of this 9499-nucleotide messenger RNA. RefSeq names its product fibrillin-1. Bases 78 to 8300 code for a protein of 2740 amino acids. Lineage: Eukaryota; Metazoa; Chordata; Lepidosauria; Squamata; Colubridae. Gene Ontology annotation, molecular function: calcium ion binding. The transcript has 62 exons. The record is from RefSeq and is a predicted model, not a curated record.
UUGUGUGUAGAUGUUGUACAGACCCAUAAAUAACGGACUGUCUUUCUUUUCAAGUGCAACACUGCAACAUCAGGUGCAUGAACGGUGGGACGUGCAGUGAUGACCAUUGUCUAUGUCAAAAGGGAUACACCGGGACACAUUGUGGACAACCUGUCUGUGAAAAUGGAUGUCAUAAUGGAGGAAGGUGUGUGGCACCGAACAGAUGUGCUUGCACGUAUGGUUUCACGGGACCUCAGUGUGAACGAGAUUAUAGGACAGGCCCAUGCUUCACCUUGGUGACCAACCAGAUGUGCCAGGGGCAGCUCAGCGGGAUCGUGUGCACCAAAACCCUCUGCUGCGCAACGGUGGGCCGAGCGUGGGGUCACCCCUGUGAAAUGUGCCCACCCCAGCCUAGUCCUUGCCGGAGGGGAUUCAUCCCGAACAUCCGUUCAGGAGCUUGCCAAGAUGUGGACGAAUGCCAAGCUAUCCCUGGGAUUUGUCAAGGAGGAAAUUGCAUUAAUACAGUUGGAUCUUUUGAGUGCAAAUGCCCAGCUGGACACAAGUUUAAUGAAGUGACACAGAAAUGUGAUGAUAUCGAUGAAUGCAGCACCAUUCCUGGCAUCUGCGAAGGGGGCGAAUGUUCGAACACUAUCAGCAGUUACUUUUGCAAAUGUCCCUCUGGCUAUGCCACAACCUCAGAUGGCACCGGCUGCAUUGAUGUACGCCCGGGAUAUUGCUUUACUUCUCUCAUCAACGGCCGUUGCAACAAUCAACUCCAGCAAGUGCUCACCAAAACCCAGUGCUGUUGUGACUCGGGACGAUGCUGGUCUCCGGGAGCUACCACUGCCCCAGAAAUGUGCCCCAUUGGUGCUACUGAGGAGUUCCGCAAGUUAUGUAUAUAUGGCAGCUUGCCAGCAGUGAGGCCGGACAGACCCACCAUCCCAAGACCACCCGUGUUUCCACCUGAUAUCUAUCCACCAAUAUUUCCACCAGAUAGGAUUCCGCCUUCUCAGAGACCCCCACCUAUCGCCUCAGUUAAUUUCACUCAAGCCAACUUAUGCCAGUUAUAUCAAAACCUUUGCAUUAAUGGACGCUGCAUCCCAACUCCUGGAAGUUACCGCUGUGAAUGCAAGAAAGGGUUUGAAUUGGACCUUAGAGGCGAAUGCAUAGAUGUGGAUGAAUGCGAAAGGAAUCCAUGCGUUGGUGGCGACUGUGUGAACACACAAGGUUCCUAUAUAUGCAAAUGUCAUGCUGGAUAUCAGAGUACCCUGAUGAGGACAGAAUGCCGAGAUAUCGACGAAUGUUUGCAGAACGGCCGGAUAUGUAACAACGGACGAUGCAUUAACACCGAUGGCAGCUUCCACUGUGUUUGCAAUGCCGGCUUUCAUGUGUCAGCGGAUGGAAGGAACUGUGAAGAUAUGGAUGAAUGCAGCAUACGAAACAUGUGUCUUAAUGGGAUGUGCAUCAACGAAGAUGGGAGUUUUAAGUGUAUUUGCAAACCUGGUUUCCAGUUAGCCCCAGAUGGACGUUACUGCAGAGAUAUUGAUGAAUGUGAGACACCAGGAAUAUGCAUGAACGGACGCUGCGUCAACACCGACGGUUCUUUCAAAUGCGAAUGCUUUCCUGGCCUCGCGGUUGGGCUGGAUGGACGUGUGUGUGUCGAUACGCACAUGCGAAGCACAUGCUAUGGGGAAUACAGAAGAGGCCAGUGUGUGAAACCCUUAUCUGGUGCCGUCACAAAAUCCGAAUGCUGCUGCGCGAGCACAGAUUACGCCUUUGGAGAGCCUUGCCAACCGUGUCCCGCGCAAAACUCAGAGGAAUAUCACGGUCUUUGUAGCAGCGGACCAGGGAUCACAGCAUCAGGAAAUGAUAUCAACGAAUGUGCAUUGGAUCCUGACAUAUGUCCCAAUGGAAUCUGCGAAAACCUGCGUGGAACAUAUAAAUGCAUAUGUAACUUUGGAUAUGAGGUGGAUUCAACUGGGAAAGUCUGUCUAGACAUCGAUGAGUGUGCCGUGAAUAGGUUGCUUUGUGACAACGGGCAAUGCAGGAACACCCCUGGAAGUUUCACCUGUACCUGCCCCAAGGGAUUUGUGUACAAACCGGAUCUACAAACAUGUGAAGAUAUCAACGAAUGCGAAUCCAGCCCUUGCAUCAACGGAGUGUGUAAAAAUACCCUGGGCUCUUUCGUCUGCGAAUGUUCUCCCGAAAGUACUUUGGAUACCUCAAAAACCGUCUGCAUUGAGACAGUCAAAGGCACCUGUUGGCAGACCAUUGUGAAUGGGAGAUGUGAAAUAAAUAUCAACGGGGCCACGUUGAAAUCUCAGUGCUGUUCCUCGCUGGGUGCUGCUUGGGGUAGUCCCUGUGUCCCGUGUGAAAAAGAUCCAAUAUGUUCAAAAGGAUAUUCAAGGAUAAGAGGAAACCAGUGUGAAGAUGUCAAUGAGUGUGUAGUGUUUCCUGGGGUUUGCAUCAAUGGCCAAUGUGUCAACACUUUGGGAUCCUUCGUAUGUCAGUGUCCCAGUGGAAUGACCUUGGAUGCAACUGGACGGAGAUGCAUUGAUAUUCGCUUGGAGUCCUGCUAUUUGAAACACGAUGAUGAAGACUGCACCUUACCCAUCGGAGGGCGACACCGGCUGGAUGCUUGCUGCUGCUCUGUUGGGGCUGCCUGGGGACCUGACUGCGACGAAUGUCCCACAAGGGCCACCCCUGAAUACGAAGCUCUUUGCCCAAGAGGACCAGGAUUUUCCACCAGGGGAGAGAUCAUUAACGGGAAACCUUUCUAUAAAGAUAUCAACGAAUGCAAAAUGAUUCCAAGAUUGUGCACCUAUGGAAAAUGCAGAAACACCAUUGGCAGCUUCCGGUGUAAAUGCGACAGUGGAUUUGCACUUGAUUCCGAUGAGAGGAACUGUACAGAUAUUGAUGAAUGUCGCAUUUCUCCUGAUCUCUGCGGCCAAGGAAUUUGUGUCAAUACACCAGGGGACUUCCACUGUGAAUGCUUUGAGGGCUACGAAAGUGGAUUUAUGAUGAUGAAAAACUGCAUGGAUAUUGAUGAAUGCGAACGAAACCCCUUGUUGUGCAGAGGGGGCGUUUGCAUCAAUACUGAAGGAAGCUACAAGUGUGAAUGUCCUCCUGGCCAUCAAUUGGCUGCCAACAUCUCUGCCUGCAUAGACAUCAACGAAUGUGACCUGAGUCUAAAUCUGUGCAGAAACGGACGUUGUGUCAACCUGAUAGGAAAAUAUCAAUGUGCUUGUAACCCUGGAUAUCAGUCUACACCUGACAGACUCUUUUGUGUUGAUAUUGAUGAAUGCAGCAUAAUGAAUGGAGGUUGUGAUACGUACUGUACAAAUUCGGAUGGCAGCUAUGAAUGUAGCUGUCGACCCGGUUUUGCGCUAAUGCCAGAUCACAGAACUUGCACUGAUAUUGAUGAGUGUGAAAACAACCCGAACAUCUGUGAUGGUGGUCAAUGCACUAACAUCCCUGGAGAAUACAGAUGUCUUUGCUAUGAUGGCUUCAUGACAUCAGAAGACAUGAAGACUUGCCUAGAUGUUAACGAAUGUGAUCUGAAUCCAAACAUCUGCCUGAGCGGAAGUUGUGAGAACACAAAAGGCUCUUUCAUCUGCCACUGUGAAAUCGGUUAUUCUGGAAAAAAAGGGACCACGGGUUGCACAGAUAUAAAUGAGUGUGAAAUCGGUGCUGACAACUGUGACCGGAACGCUAUUUGCACAAACACAGCUGGUAGCUUUAAAUGUGGCUGCAAACCAGGCUGGCUAGGAGAUGGGAUCAAGUGUGUCGAUCUGGAUGAGUGUGCCAAUGGCACACACCAGUGCAGUCCACAUGCUGAUUGCAAGAACACGGCGGGAUCAUAUCGUUGCAUAUGUAAAGAAGGAUAUACCGGGACUGGGCUCAUCUGUACAGAUAUCGACGAAUGUUCUGAAAAUGUCAACCUCUGUGAAAAUGGUCAGUGCCUGAACGCUCCCGGGGGCUACCGUUGUGAGUGUGAUAUGGGAUUUUUGCCAAGCAUCGAUGGAAAAGCUUGUGAAGAUAUUGAUGAGUGCUCCCUUUCCAACAUCUGCGUUUUUGGAACUUGUCACAAUCUUCCUGGCCUCUUCCGAUGUCAGUGUGAGACAGGAUAUGAGUUGGACAGAAGUGGCGGGAACUGCACAGAUAUCAAUGAAUGUGCAGAUCCUACAACAUGUAUCAGUGGCACUUGCCUCAACAUCCCGGGCAGUUACACUUGUGAAUGUCCCCCAGAUUUUGAGCUGAACCCGACUCGUGUUGGCUGUGUUGAUACACGCUCUGGCUACUGUUAUUUGGAAAUUAAACCUCGAGGAGAUAAUGGUGAUACAGCUUGCAGUAAUGAAAUUGGCAUUGGUGUUUCCAAGGCUUCUUGCUGUUGUUCCCUUGGCAAAGCUUGGGGGAUUCCUUGUGAACAGUGUCCGGCUGUGAAUACAACUGAUUACAAGCUGUUGUGUCCAGGAGGAGAAGGAUUUCGACCCAAUCCUAUUACAGUCAUUUUGGAAGAUAUUGAUGAGUGUCAAGAACUGCCUGGACUUUGUCAAGGAGGACAGUGCAUCAAUUCAUUUGGUAGCUUUCAGUGCCAAUGCCCAUCCGGGUACUAUUUGAAUGAAGAGACACGAGUAUGUGAUGAUGUUAAUGAAUGUGCCAUAGCUGGUAUCUGUGGCCCUGGGACCUGCUACAACACCAUUGGAAAUUUCACUUGUAUUUGUCCUCCGGAUUAUCUGCAAGUCAACGGUGGAAAUAAUUGUAUGGAUAUGAGGAGAAGCCUCUGCUACAGGAACUACAAUGCUGACAAUCAAACUUGCGAUGGAGAGCUGCUUUUUAACAUGACCAAAAAAAUGUGCUGCUGUUCUUACAAUAUUGGACGAGCCUGGAACAGACCUUGCGAACAAUGUCCCAUCCCAAGCACUGAUGAGUUUUCAACCCUCUGUGGAGGUCAAAGGCCUGGUUUCUUUAUCGACAUCAUUACAGGAUUGCCCGUUGAUAUCGAUGAAUGUCGUGAGAUCCCAGGGAUAUGUGAGAAUGGGAUUUGCAUAAACCUGGUUGGCAGUUUCCGGUGCGAAUGUUCGGGCGGCUUCUUUUACAAUGACAAGUUACUGAUCUGUGAAGAUAUUGAUGAAUGCCAGAAUGGACCAGUUUGUCAACAAAAUGCGGAUUGCGUGAAUACACCAGGAAGCUUCCGCUGCGAUUGUAAACCUGGUUAUCGAUUUACACCUGUUGGUCGAUGUGUUGAUCGCAAUGAGUGUCUAGAGAUACCCAAUAUUUGUAGCCAUGGCGAUUGCUUAGACCGUGAAGGAGGUUAUACAUGUCGUUGCCACACGGGAUUCAAAACCAAUGAAGAUGAAACGAUGUGUUUGGAUAUUAAUGAGUGUGAACGAGAGCCCUGUGGAAAUGGCACCUGUAGAAAUACAAUUGGCUCUUUCAACUGCCGUUGUCACGUCGGAUUCAUCCUAUCUCACAAUAAUGACUGUAUAGAUGUUGAUGAAUGUGCCACUGGAAAUGGACAUCUGUGCAGAAAUGGCCAAUGUAUUAACACUGUUGGGUCUUUCGAAUGCCUUUGCAACGAGGGUUAUGAGAUGUCACCCGACAGAAGGAUUUGCAUUGAUAUCAAUGAGUGUGCAUUAGAUCCUGGAAAAUGUGCUCCUGGUACAUGUCAGAAUCUGGAUGGGUCUUAUAGGUGUAUCUGUCCCCCUGGAUAUGCCUUGGAAGAGGACAAGUGUGUUGAUAUUGAUGAGUGUAAAGAAGAAGCAGAUAUUUGUGCCUUGGGCACAUGUAGUAAUACCGAAGGUAGCUUUGCUUGCUUAUGUCCUGAAGGUUUCAUAGUGUCCACUACUGGACGAAGAUGCCAAGAUUUGAGGGUCAGUUAUUGUUUCACUAAAUUUGAAGAUGGAAAAUGUUCAGUCCCCAAGUCCCGAAAUCAUUCUAAGCAAGAAUGCUGUUGCAACAUGCAAGGAGAAGGAUGGGGCGAUCCCUGCGAACUUUGCCCAGAGGAAAAAGACGAAGCUUAUAAGCAAAUCUGCCCAUUUGGAGUUGGUAUUCUGGUUGGCAUAGGGGGUGAGCCCAUUGAUGCGGACGAGUGUCAAGAUCCAGACAACUGUAAGAAUGGACAGUGUAUCAACACCGAUGGCUCCUUCCGUUGUGAAUGUCCUUUUGGCUACUUGCUUCAAGGGACUGAAUGUGUCGACACUGAUGAAUGUGCUGUUGGAGCUCCGUGUGGAAAUGGAACGUGUAAGAACAUCAUUGGAAGUUUUGAGUGCACUUGCGAAGAAGGUUUUGAGCCAGGCCCCAUGGUGACAUGUGAAGAUAUGAACGAAUGUGCCCUGAAUCCUCUUCUCUGUGCCUUCCGAUGUGUGAACACCUACGGCUCGUAUGAGUGCAAAUGUCCCGCAGGUUAUGUGCUCAGAGAAGACAAGCGAAUGUGCAAAGAUCAGAAUGAAUGCGAGGAAGGAAUUCAUGACUGCGACUCAAAGCAAAUGAUGUGUAAAAACCUGAUCGGUACAUACAUGUGCAUAUGUGGGCCAGGAUUUCAGCGUAGACCGGACGGUGAAGGUUGCAUAGACGAAAAUGAGUGCCAGGUCAAACCUGGGUUGUGUGAAAACGGGCGGUGUAUAAAUACCGUCGGAAGCUACCGAUGCGAAUGUGAAGACGGUUUCCUUGUCAACGAAGCCCAGAAUGAAUGUCUAGACGUCAGGGAAGGCUACUGCUUCACCGAAAUCUUACAUAGCAUGUGCCAGAUCGGAUCGAGCAACAGGAAUCCGGUGACCAAAUCGGAGUGCUGCUGCGACGGCGGGCGAGGAUGGGGACCCAAUUGCGAGAUCUGCCCAUUCCUGGGCACCAUUGCCUUUAAGAAGCUUUGUCCAUAUGGCCGUGGACUGACCACUACUGGAGAAGAUAUUGAUGAGUGCAAGGUGAUUCACGAUGUUUGUCGGAAUGGAGAGUGCGUCAACGAGAGAGGAACGUACCACUGUACCUGCAAGGAAGGCUACACCACCGAUAUAACGGGCACACUUUGUAUAGAUCUGAACGAGUGCAACCUGUCUCCAAAGCCUUGCAAUUUUAUUUGCAAAAAUACGGAGGGGAGCUAUCAAUGCUCGUGUCCGAAAGGAUACAUCUUGCAGGAAGACGGCAGAAGCUGCAAAGAUCUUGAUGAAUGUGCAACCAAGCAACACAACUGCCAGUUUCUUUGUGUCAACACUAUUGGAGGCUUUACUUGUAAAUGUCCGCCUGGUUUUACUCAACAUCAUUCAGCAUGUAUUGAUAACAAUGAAUGUGCCACUGAAAUCAAUCUUUGCGGAUCAAAGGGAAUUUGUCAAAAUACUCCUGGAAGCUUUACGUGUGAAUGUCAGCGGGGCUUCGCCCUGGACCAAACUGGUGCCGCCUGCGAAGAUGUCGACGAGUGUGAUGGAAACCACCGAUGCCAACACGGUUGCCAGAAUAUAAUUGGAGGAUACAGGUGUAGCUGCCCACAAGGGUACCUCCAACAUUAUCAGUGGAACCAAUGUGUCGAUGAAAACGAAUGCCUCAGUUCUCACAUCUGCGGUGGAGCGUCUUGCCACAACACGCUGGGGAGUUACAAAUGCAUGUGCCCCACUGGAUAUAAUUUUGAACAAUUCAGCGGGCAAUGCCAAGAUGUGAACGAGUGUGGGUCCUCUCAAGCCCCAUGCAGCUACGGUUGCUCCAAUACGGAAGGUGGUUAUGUCUGCGGCUGCCCACCAGGGUAUUUCCGAAUAGGACAAGGGCACUGCGUGGCUGGAAUGGGGCUUGGGAAAGGUCAGAACCCUGAAUUACCACUUAGCGGUGAAGCCGAUGAUAACAUUCUUUCUCCAGAAGCCUGCUAUGAUUGCAAAAUCAAUGGCUAUCCGAAAAGGGGAAGGAAACGGCGAGGCCUAAAUGAAACCAAUGCCCUGGAUACAGAAGUUCACCUGGGGACUGAUGCACCUGUCAACCUGGCCAGCUGGGACCUUGAAAAACCAGCCAUCUUAUCUUACAACAUCUCUGGCCUUAACAACAAGGAUCACCUUUUGGAACUGAUCCCCGCUCUCACCACCCUGACCAACCACAACCGAUAUUUAAUAGACCACGGGAACGAAAACGGGUUCUUCCGGAUCAAUCAGAAAGAAGGGGUCAGCUUCCUUCACUUAGCUAAAAAGAAACCAGCCCCCGGAAUAUACUCAUUACAUAUCAGCAGCAUCCCGCUGUACAAAAGGAAGGAACUCCUUCAAUUGGAAGACAAGCACGACCAAGACUACCUCAGCGGGGAGCUAGGAGAUAGCCUGAGAAUGAGAAUUGAAAUUGUGCUUCAUUAAUUCACCAACCAGAGACCAAAAAUUAGGAAAGCCAAAGAUAGCUGGGGUGAGACUUGAAUGUUUUAUUCCUCGGUUAAGUUUCUCCAUAUCGCAGGAACAAGCUGUCAUGUAUUUCCCUUGGACACGUGGGCACUUAUCCCAGUUUGACGUAAGUAAAGGUACAGGAAGGAAACGGUAGCUCACAACCAUCACUUCUUCUCAGGCUUCUUGUAAGUGUAGCUACUUUUCCAGAUACUGAAUCUUGAAUUUCGGGACUGCUGUUGGAAGCUGGUCGCAGGUGCCAAGCCAAUGGCUGAUCAGCACAGGUGCCAAGAGUUGCAAGACCACAAGUCCGUCAAUAGAUUCUUCUUCUUUUUCUUUUCUUUUCUUUUUUUAAAAUAUCUUAAAAUCUACUUCUCCAGCUACAUCUUACUAGGUCAGCCAUUUCUGUAAUCGAUUUGGUGCUAGAAACGAUGUCCAACCUAGAUUUAAAAAAUGCACUGUAAUAUAUACACAAUUUAGAAGCCAAAGAAAUUGCCAUUACUCAGUUCAUCGAUCAACCCCCCAAUUUAGCUCAGUAGUUUAUCUCAGUUUAUAUCUAUAAUACAGUACAUGUAAAUUAAGGUGUGUGUGUAUACUGUAACCAUGCUAUUCUUAUCCAUGAAGCAUUUGUAAACUAGAUUAAUAAUACCCUUCCCGCAAGGGUUUAUAAUGGUGCUUAUAAGACCAACUACUUAACUGUAUACACAAACUUGGUGAUGAUGAAAUUUCUGUGACAAUCCAAAAUGCACUGAGGUCAUCGAGGAGGACCAUUCACAAUUAAUCGGGAGUCACAUGACACAGUGCUAUUCCAGUGAUGUCGUGACAUAAUGUAACACGUGUCCAAUAAUAACUAUCAUGACUCGUGCCGACAACGGUUCACUGUCAAAAAGUCACAAUAAAACCAUUCUUCUUUUUUUUUUUUAGUUCAUUCCGUGGAUUUCAUAUUCUUGCUAAACUUGCACCAGUACAGGCAAAGUAUUUUUUUAUACAGGUAUGUUCAGAAAAAAAUAAUAAUUAUAUCUAUAUUGGGAGAAGACUGGGACAUUACGAUCUAUAGCCUACAUUUGACUCCUGUGCAUUUCUCUGUAGUCACGAUCUCCUACUUUUUACAAAUCUUGAAUAGUCACUUUUAUACUUACAUUGAAAAAUAAUUAUUAAUAAAAGAGCUACAAAACCCA